AUGCAUCACUUGCAGUGCCAUGGCCCUUUUCCACCCUUCUCUAUGCUCCCGGAAAGCCCCGUCGUCUCUUCGUCGCCGUCCUCCUCGUGUGCUUCUGUAGCCCAACAAUCACAACCACAACCACAACCACAACCACAACCACAACCACAACCACAACCACAACGGCAACCCCCCCGAAGAAACCUCAAACGUCGCGCCUCGCAAGGCUCCAUCCUCAAAAAACCAUCCUCCGUCUCUCGCUUCCUCUCCCGGACUUCCGGGCCCGGUUCACGAACUCUCUCCGUCGAUUCACAACUCCGUCUCUCCGCCACUCCCUCAACGCCCUCCUCCUCUCCUCCAUCGCCAAAUUCCUCCCCCGUCAUCUGGAAAGGGGAAUAUCCCUCCGCUCUUCCUCCGACGCCUCCCUCCGAACACGAUUACCACCCGGAGUGGAAUCCCAAGCCCGGGAUGCUUUUGCUCGAGCCGCAGAUUAACCAGGUUCGAGGGCCGGGUCUGGACCAGCCUUUGGACCAAGGCUCGAAUAUGGAUGUGAAUGUGAACAUGAAUAUGAAUAUGGAGAAUGCUAGUCGCCCGCCGCUUACGGUUGAUGGGCUGAGUAGUCCGUCGGAUCAGUUGUCUAGUGCUGCAGCUAGUCCGGGAUCGACGGAGAUGGAUGUUGAUUAUCAUACGUGGUUGGAGAAUGGCAUUGAUGCUGCGAUCUCGGAACUCCCAUUUUUGAACGGACGCGGGGAGGCAGUCAAGAUUGUAUCCCAGACUCUCCCAUAUCCUCGUGCUUCGGAUAAAUCGGUUACUCUUCCUACUCAUGACAGCGUGUUCUCAGCUAUGGUGCAGGCUGUCCAGAAUCGUAUGCAACAAGGUCAAUCUCCUUACAUUAACAUUACCCAUGCCGUUCCGGAGCAGUUCAGUCUCUCCAACCUUCCCACUUCUCCGCCAAGUACCCCGCUAUCUGCCGGCGAGGAUUACUUCAACUCCACGGUUUUCUCUAAUGCGGCCGUGGUGUCGACGUACCACGACUUCCGGGGCCCUGUUCUUGGGAUGCAGGCAUCACACUGGCCCAUGCCCGUGGUACCGCCGCACACGGUCCAACUUUCUGUUCUAGAGCGGUAUCUCCCUCCCUCAUCCUCUCAAGAACAUAAAGAUCUCUUCUCAUCCAGCCGCCCGUCGUAUCUGGUCGACCGGAUUUGUGAGCUUUCUCCGAACGGUGGUUCGCUGCUUUUCAUCUAUCCCACCAAGCGAGGUGGUUCUACUUUCAAGUCGCAGUAUCUGGGCCCGAUACUUGACCCGCUCCUGCGACAGCUCGUAGUAGUGAACGAGCUAUCAGCCGACGUCUCCCGUUCCCUAGGCCGACUAGCCUCUGUCUCGCAAAUGGACGACUUCGAAACAAUGAAAUCAAACCUAUCCCGACUGUGCGAGGAUCUCAGUUCGCAGUCCGCAAACUUUAGUGUCGUUGACGCACGCAAGGGCAACGCCCACCUGGACCGCAAUCUCUGGACCGAAUGGUACAUUCACCAAGAGAAAGCCCGCAUGAAGGAAGUGCUGAGCCUGUAUUGGCAGAACGGUCGUCGUCUGCCUGUCAACAAGACCAGCACAUCGUCGAACCUGUUCCUGGCUGAUAAGGAAGUUACUUCGGCCAUGCUGCUGGGUGAUAUUCUCGAUGGUAUUCGCAGACGGCCGUACGGAGAAGAGAAUGAGCAUCAGGACGGGGUUGAACUUGGUGUUUUUGUGAUUCGGAGGUCGCAGUGA
Aspergillus chevalieri is the source of this 1743-nucleotide messenger RNA. RefSeq lists its product as uncharacterized. The coding region runs from base 1 to 1743 and encodes 580 amino acids. The transcript is spliced from 2 exons. The record is from RefSeq and is a predicted model, not a curated record. NCBI's taxonomy places the organism in Eukaryota, Fungi, Ascomycota, Eurotiomycetes, Eurotiales, Aspergillaceae.